AUGUCGAUGUCAACUUCCAAAAAUGUCGACGCAUACAUCCACAUCCUCCCAGCCCUCGAGCACGUCCGGCCCCCACCCUCGCCCAUCAUUCUCAAGCAAGCAGAGUCGGUUUUUAUUUGGUGUUACAUAGGUCGAGCUUUAGAAAAGAAGAACGGUCAAAAGACUCAAAACCCAUCCUCCCUGGCUCCAUCCACAGCGCUGGAUCGCUACAUGAGUGGAACCCCGAGGAAUUGCUCGUCUGAAACCAAUCUCUGGGAGGAUUUAAGGCUCUUUGGAGAGAUGACCUAUAGCAUUUCGUCUACCCUCGCGUCUGUGAAGCUGCGUCAACCUCCGGGAAUACGUGCUUUCGACGCUCCUCCAGGCUUUACCGUUGUUCCAAAAUUAAUUGUCCAAACGCUCGCGUCUGAGAGGACGAUGUCGUUUACUACGUCUAACGACGAAUUGGCACUUAGAUCAAAGAGGAGGAUGGAACACCCUCGCGGUACGCCUGUUUUUACACAAUACACGAAACACUUUCAGAACAACAAGAAGAUUUGCUCGAUAAAGCGAUUAUCCGGAUGCGCACUUGCAGCCGCAGCUGGCGCAGGAGCAGCUACACAUGGAAUCAACGUGUCAAAACCAGUCAACGCAGAAAAUUUAGGUUUGUGGACUUACUCCUGGGCGCAACCGCAGGAAGAGUGGUCGCCGCAAGCAGCGUUGGCGAGAGCAGAGGUGUUCUACGAAAGCUGGUUAGAAGGCAAACUCGGAGUCAGCCAGCGAGAAACGUACGGAGAUCAUGAUGAUGGUUGGUUUGAAUUCAGUUGGGUACUGGGUUCUGAAGAGCCUGAGGUCAAGUCAAGCCGCUAUGGGUACUGUAUCUUCUUUGAUCAUCAGUACCUACGUCAAUCACACCCAGCCCAGAGGUGA
Molecule: messenger RNA, 906 nt
Organism: Laccaria bicolor S238N-H82
Lineage: Eukaryota; Fungi; Basidiomycota; Agaricomycetes; Agaricales; Hydnangiaceae
Exons: 6
Coding region: 1-906 (301 amino acids)
Source: RefSeq, a predicted model, not a curated record